CAAGGACACAAAGGCGUCGACGAAGCGCGUCAACGUUCAAGACAGUCGUCGCAUCACAAUGCAAUAGACACCAAGUCAGCAUGGUGUACCGCGUAUACGAUAUCAAGAGCGAGGCUCCGAGCGGUCGCAACACUCCGCCAGCGCGACCGGCCCAACCCUACCACGUCAGCGAUCCCCCCUACGAAGGCUACCAUGCUGUCGAGCAGAGCGCAUACCGCAGCAGCGCUCCCGACAGCGCCAUAGUCAUCGACAAUGGCUCAUACAACAUCCGCGCCGGAUGGCAAUCCGACCGUAGCCCACGCCUGUCCCUACCGCCGCUCAUGGCUCGAUACACGGAUCGCAAGCUAAACCGCAAGCUCAACUUCAUCGGCUCGGAAAUCUACUUCGAUGGCACAGCUCGAGGUCAAGCCAAAAAUCUGUACGAACCCGGAAGCAACAUCAUCAACAACUGGGACGUCCUGGAGGGUGCUUUGGACUACAUCUUCAUCAAGCUAGGCAUUGACGGCUCUAAGGGACACGUCGAUCGCCCCGUUGUCAUGACUGAGCCCUUGGCCAAUCUCCAUUACUCCAAGCGCACAAUGUCCGAAGUCCUCUUCGAGCUGUAUGGUGUGCCCUCGGCUGCAUACGGUGUCGACUCUCUUUUCUCCUACGCACACAAUGGUGGUCGCACGGGGCUUGUUGUCUCAUCAUCAUACACGUCAACUCACCUCGUUCCCGUCGUUGACAAGAAACCACUCUUUGCACAGGCCACGCGACUGGAUUGGGGUCGUUCACAAUGCGCCGAGUACCUCAACAAGCUGCUACGCGCAAAAUACCCAGCACUGCCCGGCAAGAUCAACGACACCCAGAUCGAAGACUUGGUUCGCCAACACUGCUACGUUUCUCAGAACUACAACGGCGAAAUGGCAAACUAUCUAGAUUGGACUGGUCUGGAGGACCGCGAUGUAAUCGUUCAACUGCCCUUCACGGAGAAAGAGGUGGUUCAGAAGACCGAGGAAGAGCUCGUCAGAGCUGCCGAAAAGCGCAAAGAGAGUGGUCGACGACUACAAGAACAAGCUGCCAAGAUGCGCCUCGACAAACUGAUUCGCAAGGAACAAGAGCUGGAGUACUACAAGGAUCUCCAGGAGAAGCUUACCACGGCCACCAAGAAGGAUAUACGCUCCAUGCUUGAGGCUGAAGACUUCAACAACGAAGCUCAACUGGAGCGCAAGAUCAAAGAUAUGGAGCGUUCAAUCCGGAAGCAGAGAAACAAGGAUGUUGGCGACAUUGACGAGCCCGAGGAGGUUCCAAGUUAUCCCUUGCUUGACAUUGCAGACGAAGACCUUGACGAGGAAGGACUGAAGCAAAAGCGUCAGCAACGCUUGGUGAAGUCCAAUCACGACGCUCGUGCUCGUGCAAAGGCUGAGAAGGAACGUGAAAAGGCCAGAGUCGCAGAAGAGGAGCGUUUAGACGCUGAGCGCCGGGAGAAUGACACUGAAGCCUGGCUGGAAGAGAGGAGAGUUGCACGUCAGAACAUGGUUCAGCGCAUCAAGGAAAGAGACCGCCUUAAGGCUGACCUUGGGAAUCGCAAAUCACUCGCGAGUCAGAUUCGCAUGAAGAACAUCGCCAAUCUAGCAUCUGACACCCCCAAGAAACGUCGCCGAGGCGGAGACGAUGACACCUUCGGUGCAGACGAUGCCGACUGGGGUAUCUACCGUCAAAUCGCCACUGGCGAUCAGAGUGAUGAUGAAGAGGAAGAAGAUCUCGGCGCCAGUCUCAAGGACAUCGAGGCACAACUUCUGAAGUACGAUCCGACAUUCACAGAGCAAAGCACACAAGAGGCACAACAAGACUGGACCAAGAGUGUUCUUCACUCGUUCCUACGUGGACCUUGGCCUUUUGAUCCCGAGAGCCAGAGAGAGCUCAAUCAAAUACAUCUCAAUGUGGAGCGCAUCCGCGUGCCCGAAGUCAUAUUCCAGCCCGGUAUCGCGGGUAUUGAUCAGGCAGGGAUCGUCGAAAUCGCCGAAGACAUCAUCACACAACGCUUGUCCGGCUCUUCAAGGCGCGACGACAUGCUCAAGGACAUAUUCUUGACGGGAGGUUACACCCACUUCCAGGGCUUCGAGGAGCGUCUGCGUAAUGAACUGCGCGCUGUAUUGCCUGCGGACAUCGCUCUCGGCGUACGUAAAGCCAAAGACCCCGUUCUCGACGCCUGGAGAGGUGCUGCUGAGUGGGCCGCUAGUCCGACGUCAAGAAAAUCGUUUGUGACACGAGCGGAAUAUCACGAAAAGGGAGCAGACUACAUCAAGGAGCACGAUCUGGGGAAUGCAGCUUUUUGAUAGUAGAUGCAGGUGUGCAGUAGUUUUAAUUCCAGAUGGGGCUCGGCAAGUGGCGUUCAUGGGCGCAAUAUGAAGUUGCAUGGUGAUACCCGUUUUUUCCUCGUCUCAGACGACUCUGACGAUUCAUGGCGCACCAAUUUUUAGUUUAUUACUGCAAAAACAUGCAUGCGACCAAAACUCGACAGCCCUAUUACAGUGCCUAAUGUUAUAAAUGAAUACAACAGGCUUCCAAUCAUAUUGACUGAACUUAGUGCCCAGACC
Aureobasidium subglaciale EXF-2481 is the source of this 2579-nucleotide messenger RNA. RefSeq lists its product as uncharacterized. Bases 81 to 2318 code for a protein of 745 amino acids. Gene Ontology annotation, cellular component: cytoplasm; Ino80 complex. The transcript has 2 exons. Lineage: Eukaryota; Fungi; Ascomycota; Dothideomycetes; Dothideales; Saccotheciaceae. Gene Ontology annotation, biological process: regulation of DNA-templated transcription. The record is from RefSeq and is a predicted model, not a curated record.